UCGGGAGCAAAAGUCUUUCUUAUUUCCAGGAUUCUUCAAAUGGGGCAGCCUUUAUUUUAUUUUCGUUCUAUUCUAGGUUGAUUGACAUAAUCAAUGGACUUAAGAAAGGAUACGUUAUCUGGCAAGAAGUUAUCGAUAACGGCGUUAAGGUAAAGCAAGACACCAUAGUAAAUGUAUGGAAAGGAGGCUGGCAAAACGAGAUGGCCAAAGUUACAGCACAGGGUUACAGAGCGAUCUUGUCGUCCUGCUGGUAUCUGAACUAUAUUUCAUACGGUCCUGACUGGCCAAAUUAUUAUAAAUGUGACCCUCAAGAUUUCACUGGUACAAAGGAGCAGAAGGAUCUUGUCAUUGGUGGAACCGGUUGUAUGUGGGGUGAAUGGGUGGAUGGAACAAACUUGCUGUCAAGAACAUGGGGCAGAGCUCUAGCAGUGGGUGAAAGAUUGUGGAGUAGCAAAGAGACAAAUGAUGCCAAAGAGGCAGAAGGCAGAAUUUGGGAGCAUCGAUGCAGAUACCUCAGGAGAGGAAUCCAAGCCGAAAACGUGGUGCAGAGUCAAUACUGCCUUCAUGAAUGGAGAAACCCACGUGGGUGAAACAACCCUGGUUCUGGCGUCGAUAUCUGGCAAUUUAUGAUCCUGUACUGAAUACUUAAUGAUGUCUUCUGUUCUAUUCCAGUCUAUAAACUGAUAUUGCCUUUAUGCUAACCAAAAUAUUUAACGUUGUGCAAUUGAUUGGCUUUGAAAAGAUGUAUGUUGCGAGGGAUGGACUUGACAACGUCCCCAGUAUCCCUUAGUAGCAAAUAUGAAAUGGUGUAAUUUUUAAUUUAAUUUUUGAUACUCGUUGCUUUACGGCAUCUUGAUGUAAAUUUUUAUCUCCUAUAACUAAAAGCGUGUUGAACUCUUUACUUUUUGUAUUCUAGUUGCCUCUUCUUAAAGACGGCAACUCUACUUUUCAUUUCCUUGUGAGUAUUGCUUGCAAAA
Messenger RNA from Rhopilema esculentum, 977 nucleotides. The record is from RefSeq and is a predicted model, not a curated record. Lineage: Eukaryota; Metazoa; Cnidaria; Scyphozoa; Rhizostomeae; Rhizostomatidae.